Molecule: messenger RNA, 1514 nt
Organism: Galleria mellonella (greater wax moth)
Lineage: Eukaryota; Metazoa; Arthropoda; Insecta; Lepidoptera; Pyralidae
Product: chymotrypsin-like elastase family member 2A
Exons: 7
Coding region: 124-1476 (450 amino acids)
Biological process (GO): proteolysis
Molecular function (GO): serine-type endopeptidase activity
Source: RefSeq, a predicted model, not a curated record
GUUUUUAAUUUGUAGUCAGUCUUAAUACACUGAAGUAAACAGACCAGUGAUCGACCCAUUAGUUUUUUAAAAAAAUAUGAACAAAAUAUUUUUUAUAAUAUAAUUUAAUAUACAUUUAAAAUAAUGAAUUCACAAUUACAUUUAAAAAUUAAAUUAUUAUUUAUCAUUGUUAUAAAUAUACUAAAAUACGUAGAGGCAUCUAAUUUGACAAGCGGAUGGGGCAUAGUCGGGAAUCCCAUAGCAAGGGCAUACCCUUGCAAAGGCAAUCAAGUUCUGGAAGCAAUUUUCGAACCAGGAUUGAGCCCUGAUGAAGAAAAUAAAUACGAAUUGGCCAUUUAUGAGAAGUUUCCUGCACAUUCUCGUGUUACAAUUAAGUUUGAUUCUGAAGCAACAGUGACAUUGGCAGAUGACACUGUGGCACGAAUAAAAUCUGACUUAUCAGAUUUAGAGGUUUCAAUAAGAUUUUUCAAAUCAGCGUCCCGUUUGAUUGUCACUGUCAAAGGACCACAGACGGGAACAGUGCCGUAUCCUACUUCUAUCGACGUAAAUACGGUUGAAUAUUGUAAGGAACCAGAUCCAGGAUUUCUUGAUAAUCAUCUUCAAGGAUAUAAAGGAACAGCGCACGUGGCUCUUUCAGUACCUACUGGUUCAUGUGGGAGACGUAAAGUGCAGCAUACAGAGCUAAUUGUCAAUGGCCAGCCUACUAAGCCUGGAGACUGGCCCUGGCACGGAGCCAUUUACAGACUGGAACAGUCUUCUGUGAAAUACGUUUGUGGUGGAACACUUCUGUCAAAAAUCUUUGUACUAACUGCUGCUCAUUGUUCAACAAUCAAUGGGAAGCCAGUUCUGCCAGAGAUAUUAAGUGUCAUUUUUGGAAAGUAUCAGUUGAUUGGUGGCGAUGUUGCGACGCAGGAGAGAGAGAUACAUCAAGUUAUAGUGCAUGAGGAAUAUAAACCUAAGAGACUGGAUAACGAUAUCUCGCUGUUGAAAAUGAAGACUGAAAUAACAUACGACGAUUAUGUUCAGCCAGCUUGUUUAUGGAAUGUGAACGCUUAUAAAAAAUUGCCAGUAGGGACUAUCAUGGGAACUGUAGUUGGAUGGGGGUUCAAUCAUAACGAUAAGCUGGCAAGUACUUUACAUCAAGUAGUUCUGCCCAAAAUAUUAGAAGCGCCUUGCAUCAAAAGUAACGUUGCCUUUUUCGGAAAGUUGUUAAAUGCUAAAAAAUUCUGCGCUGGAUACAGAAAUGGUACCUCAGCAUGCAAUGGAGACAGCGGUGGUGCUUACCAAGUGUUCGUUCCUGAUAUUACUGGUGAUUCAUCAGCUAACGCUACUGGCGCUUGGCAUGUCCAUGGCAUAGUCUCUAUCGCCUUAUCGCGACCCAACCAGCCUAUAUGUGACCAUACACAGUACUCUUUAUUCACUGAUGUCGGUUCUUUUGUUGGAUGGAUAAAUAGCCAUAUCAAGACUGAUAAUUAAUAUUAUAAUUAUUUGAUUAAAACAAAGUUUAAUAUGGA